UGUCUUGCAGCUGGGUCAACGAUUAUGCAACGGGAGAUAGAGAGCGCAGCUUUGAGACCACUUGCGAGGGCGUUAAUUGGAAGCUUAGACUCGUUACGUAACAUGCUCAAGGAUCAAUGUCUGAAGAAUAUUAACAGCUACUCUGAUAAGGUGAAGAUUGCAUUAAAGCAAUUUGAUGUGAUAUUCGCCGAGUUUGAAUUAAGCUAUGUGAGUGCGAUGGUUCCUGUGAAGACUGCCCUCGACUACGAUACGCAGCAGGAUGUCAUUAUAUUAUUUUGCGAGACUGUUGACAGGUGA
Messenger RNA from Anneissia japonica, 297 nucleotides. RefSeq names its product lateral signaling target protein 2 homolog. Gene Ontology annotation, cellular component: early endosome membrane. The annotation marks the transcript as partial. Lineage: Eukaryota; Metazoa; Echinodermata; Crinoidea; Comatulida; Comatulidae. The record is from RefSeq and is a predicted model, not a curated record. The transcript has 2 exons.